This is a messenger RNA of Penicillium subrubescens, 2041 nucleotides long. RefSeq lists its product as uncharacterized. Bases 299 to 1564 code for a protein of 421 amino acids. Gene Ontology annotation, molecular function: protein binding. The transcript is spliced from 3 exons. Lineage: Eukaryota; Fungi; Ascomycota; Eurotiomycetes; Eurotiales; Aspergillaceae. The record is from RefSeq and is a predicted model, not a curated record.
AUUUGGUCGACGGUUGAACGUUGUUCCGAGGACUGUAUCUGGGGAGCCGCGAGAGUGUUGGAACCACUCUGCAGAAGUUGGUGAUCAGCCCAGCCUACUCCUUUUUGAUAUUUUUUUCUCCUGGCCAUCGAAGGAUUUUGGUUUCUGAUCAUUUUGAAAGAUUCCAGGCGGGGCAGGUGGUGCGUAGGCAACGAUCGUCGCGGCGACCGUCGCGUUUGGGUCGUUGACCUGGAGGAUUAGUCGUUGGCUUCAGGAAAACAAACGAUGAUAAUAAUUCUAGAGAUUUCGGGUCAAGCUCAUGCCAAAUAUGGAUACAUCCAAUGAAAAGGAUUUGAGACCGGUGUGUGUGGCUUCGACUACUGAGCAAACAAAAGAAUCGCUUGACCCUGCCGGUGACGAUUACUUCAAGUCUGUUCAAUGGAGUCCUGAUGGAACUACCCUCUUAGCGAACUCUGCCGACCAUCAUAUCCGGUCUUAUAUUCUGCCACCGGAUCUCUUAGAGAAGACCUCUACUCACCACCUAUCACCAUAUUCGACACUUCCUUCAGCAGAACCCGCCUAUGCCACAGCUUUCUAUCCAUUCUACAGCCUCCAAGAUCCUUCCACUACUCUGUUCCUGUCAUCUGUCCGUGAUCAUCCGAUCCGGCUCGCUUCAACACUUGCCCCAGUAUCCGUGGCGAGCUACUCCCUAGUCAAUCCAGCGACAGAGGCCUUCAUCACUCCGCACUCAAUGAUCUACCCAUCCACACUUGGAGGAACCCACUUCCUGACAGGCUCUGACAGCAUGAUUUGCCUUUUUGACGUGUCUCGCCCAGGAACUAGCGGUCCCGUCUCAUGGAUGCCAACCAUUCCCAGCAAACGCAAACAGAUCGUUGGUGGAGGGGUCGGCAUGAAAGGAAUUGUGUCAGCCUUGGCUAUCAACCCAAGCGGCGAUGGCAUCCUAGCCGCAGGAACCUUUACCAGACAUGUGGGACUGUAUAGUUCCAAUGGCUCUGGGGAACUUCUUGGCACUUUCAACAUUGCAAAGACUGAUGCAAACCGUGUCAUUGGAGGUAAAGGUGUUACCCAACUGUCUUGGAGCCCCUGUGGUCGGUACCUGUAUAUUGCGGAGCGCAAGAGUGAUGGAGUUUUGGUGUAUGACGUUCGAGUCACUGGUCAGAUGCUGGGUUAUCUUCGUGGACGCAAGGCCAUGACGAACCAGCGAAUGGACAUUGACAUUGUUUCUGCUGGGGCUGAUGGGGCCCAUGAAGUCUGGGCAGGAGGCACCGACGGGAUAAUGAGGUGUUGGAAGAAUCCAAUUUAUUCCGCCGGUGGACAAAAUCCGGAUUGGGAGUUUAAGGUACACGAUGAUGCUGUUGCAAGUACGGUGUUCCAUCCAAUGGGCGAUGUGGUUGCAACGUGCUCUGGCCAGAGACACCGCGCCGCAGACGAGUUGUCAGAGGAAGGCCAGUCAGAGUUGGGUAUCAAACAGACCGAUAACAGCUUGAAGGUAUGGUCACUGCCGUUCCUGGGAUCCAGUGACCAGGUUGAGGAUGCAAACGAAGGAUCGAAGCAGGAAGAUUGAGGAAAUCUAGCGUCCAACUGCUGCAACAAACCAUAACAGAGAUUGGUUAUCUGCACUACCAUGCUGUAAAUCAGAUAGCAUGGCAGACCGACUUUCCUAGCCUUGCGAGAGAUCCCGCUUCGCCUCCGAAUCCGAAGCGAUCCAUUGUAUGCAGGCACUGAGCAGGCCAGCAAUCAACUUUACAAUACAGCCUUACUCGUCAGGGAAUCGGAAAACAAAGGCCUGAGGAAUGUCAGCAAGAUACUUUCACGCCGUUGAACGGUAAUUCCAUCACUUCUGGUACGGAACAAGCGUUGUCGGGGUGGAGUAGAGCACGGCUGGAUGGCGCCUCAAUCAUCGGGGCUAUUGGAACGAGUCUCGCUCAUUAUUGCUUGAGCUGUUCCAACCUUAAUUGAAGCACUUAUCUGGGACGGGAUUGAUGACUUUCUGGCUUCAAUCAUCAACCCUUUGAGCUGAAUUGAGAAAAGAGAACAGGAC